AUGGCACGCGUGAAAAAAACGAGUCGUGCUCCCCCAGCUGGCAACAAUCGUGGGCUGGCCGGUGUUCUUCAACUCGACCCAACUCAUGCCCAACCAAAUCACAACCAAUACAACCUUCACCAGCUCAACCAGAGUUUCUGGGAAGCACCGAAUUUUCCUGAGUCUGAUUUCGUCAGAAUGAGAGAUACUUAUCAGAUGCCUCCACCUCCGCCACCUGCUGUUGGUGAGCAAGAUGUUGAGGAUGAGAUCCCUAGUGGAGACUACGAUACAGUACUUGAGCAUACUGCCGCCGCUGGUGCAGCUGCUCUGACUCAGCCUCUCCACAAGAAGCGCAAAUUUGCCGCCCAUACUGGUUCAGCAGAUGUUGGGAUUGAGAAGCACUUCGUCGCAGGGCUGCGGGCUCGCAAGCGUACACCCUCUCCACCAUCGCGGUCGUCAACAGAUUGUCAGAUACGCAUUUCCGUCUUGGAAUCUACUCUUCGAAUCCUGAAAGACAAAAAGAAGGAGCUCGAGGAUGGAUUAGCUAUGAAGAAACGAGCACCCGAUUUUGGGUUUGGUCGAGUAGUCGAUAAACCAGAAACCAAGGCCAGCUCUCGACAUGUUACAUUUGUAAACUACGACGCUAAAGAGGAGGAGAAAAUGGAGCAUGUUCGAAAGAGGCUGAAGACUUUGACGAAAGAGUUCGAGGUCGCAAAGGAAGAAGACGAUGUGGAAGAGAUGAAGAGGUUGACAGGCAGGAUGAGCGGGUACCAGAGGGCGGUGGCGGAACUGAUGGCGCAACUAGCUGAGCGUAACGCUGCAAGUGAUAAGGAUGAGGAUGAUGAAGAGGACGGCGAUCUGCCAAUGAGCGGAAUGGAGGGAUGA
This is a messenger RNA of Endocarpon pusillum Z07020, 864 nucleotides long. RefSeq lists its product as uncharacterized. The transcript has 2 exons. Bases 1 to 864 code for a protein of 287 amino acids. Lineage: Eukaryota; Fungi; Ascomycota; Eurotiomycetes; Verrucariales; Verrucariaceae. The record is from RefSeq and is a predicted model, not a curated record.